AUGGCAGAAACUAACUGUAGCGGGUACUGGCGAGGAGGAUACAGACGGCGGGAGCAGGAUCUGUUUUACCUUCUGUGUAGCUGGCUGGUGUCGGUGGUGGUUGUAGAGAGAAGCGACGAUCAACAAGCUGCGCGAUUCUUUGAUGUACCCUGUGCACUGCAGCUUACCUGGGUCCUGAUUUAUGCGAUCACAACCCUUCACUCGGGGGAGGAGGGGUCCCCUUCUCUGAGGGCAUAUCCUCUCAUCUCCGUCAUCACCAGGCAGCCCUCCGUGGUCCCUCACCUCAUCCCAGCUGCCACCAGCUCCCGUGUGCUGCCAGCCCAGCCCUCCUCGGGGACUGCGAGCUCAGAGGCACCUGCCAGUGAGACCCAUGCCAGCAGCGAGUCGGAGGCAGAGCAGCCCGCACCUCGGUUAAAAAAGCCACGCCGGAGUAGGACCAUCUUCACGGAGCUCCAGCUGAUGGGCUUGGAGAAGAAAUUCCAGAAGCAGAAGUAUCUGUCUACCCCUGACAGGCUUGACUUAGCCCAGUCGUUGGGGCUGACUCAGCUCCAGGUGAAGACGUGGUACCAGAACCGUAGGAUGAAGUGGAAGAAAAUGGUGCUGAAGGGUGGACAGGAGGCUCCAACAAAGCCCAAAGGCCGUCCAAAGAAAAACUCCAUACCCACCUCGGAGGAGAUCGAAGCAGAAGAGAAAAUGAACAGCCAGGCUCAGAGUCAGGAGCUGGAGGGAUCUCAAGCCGCCGAGGAGCCUAAAUUGACAGAGGAGAAGCCAGAAGUCUCUUUGGAGACAGAGAAGUCUCCAGAACAUAUACCAGAGCCCUCCUCAGAGGAGACUACGCCAUUAAGUUAAAAGGGAAAGCAAGGAGGGAGAGGG
Molecule: messenger RNA, 873 nt
Organism: Aptenodytes forsteri (emperor penguin)
Lineage: Eukaryota; Metazoa; Chordata; Aves; Sphenisciformes; Spheniscidae
Gene: BARX2
Product: BARX homeobox 2
Exons: 5
Coding region: 1-849 (282 amino acids)
Biological process (GO): regulation of DNA-templated transcription
Molecular function (GO): DNA-binding transcription factor activity, RNA polymerase II-specific; DNA binding
Source: RefSeq, a predicted model, not a curated record